GUAGAUAGAAUCCUGUUUCCUUUUUCAGUGUUCAUUUUUGUUCAUAAUCGUUUUAAGUUUGAAGUGGGAAAAACUAAAAUUUGUUGAAAACGAUGGAUUUGUACGAGACCGACGUUAUGUUUUAAUGUUGUUGGGUAACAAAGCAGCGAAAGAAUUGUACAACUUAUCCAUCUUCAAAAUGAUCGUUGGAUGAGAAGUGCAUUUUGCUGUCAUAUAAUAGUAGUGUGAUAUAAGUUAUCAUUCAUCUAUAAGAUUGCAUUGUUUAUGUAGGUACUCGUACAUUUAAACGCAGGAGGACUACAAUGAAUCAAAUAGUAAUAGAUUCUUCAGAUGAGGAUGAUACAUAUACAAGUUCAGUUGCCCGCUUAAGAGCAUUGAAGAGGAAACGUUUUGAAGAUGAACAGCUUGUUAAGUCAACUAGCAUUGUGGUAACAAAUGGUAAAGAUGAUAACAUAACAAGUACUAGUUGUGAAGUUGUACCACAUGUUAUACCAGAUGACAGUAUUAUAGAAAAAAAAACUGCAAUGACAAGAUCUAGAACUAGAAAGAAGGGUAAAUCUAGAGAUAAUGGUAGAUAUACAAAAUAUCCUGCUACCACUACCAGAUCAACCAGAAGGCGUCCAUUUAUUAAUAAUCUAGAUUGCAAUGUGGAAUUUGUAUCACUAGAGGUCAACCCUAAUUCUGUUUCCAAAUGUAACAAAAAUGAUACUGUUACCUUCUCCUCAAACAAUACUAUCGCCUUGUCCUCGGAUGAUGAUGCUAAUGGCGAAGAUGAUAAUUACGAGAUAACCGUCAAAGUAUUAUGGAGAUCUAUUAGGCUCGACCGUCUGAGUAUGCGUAGACAUGACAGCUUCUUAAAGAUUUUUCAACAUUAUGCUGACUUGGAGAAAGUCUCUGUGAAUGAAGUUUUAAUCAUGAGGAACGAUAAAAUCAUUAGUUUCGACGAUACGCCCGCUUUGCUCAAACUUUCAGUUGUUGAUAUCCUCGAUGGCGGCAUAGUGAAUCCAGGUAUGAGACCAAAUACGGAUAAAGACGCUAAUGAGAAUGAUGCAUACAAUAUUAAGGUGCAAACAGCGAAUAAAAAGCAGUCGUUGACUUUCCCGCUCAAAAAAAAUGAACAAUUUCAAGCGUUAUUCUCUUAUUGCGCGUCACACUUCGGCGAGAAGGAAGGUAGACUAAAGUUCUACUUCGACGGAGAACAAAUCAACCCAACCGAUACGCCAGAAUCGUUGGAUAUAGAAGGGGAAGCAUGUAUCGAUCUUCAGAUCUCAUCCGGCUAACUUGCACCAAAUAAAGCGGAAACUUUUUACGUCAUGUUCUGCCAUUACAUCUGAUUGACGUUAUGCCGUUUUUGAACUUCUCAGAAGUUUAAUACAAGAAUGUUACAUAUUUGAAAACUGCGCAUUCCUGAGAGAUUACUAGUAAUAUGAAGUGUAAUUAAUAAAUGCAUUAACUAUAUUAAUAAGUCAA
This is a messenger RNA of Dinoponera quadriceps, 1470 nucleotides long. RefSeq lists its product as uncharacterized. Lineage: Eukaryota; Metazoa; Arthropoda; Insecta; Hymenoptera; Formicidae. The transcript has 7 exons. The record is from RefSeq and is a predicted model, not a curated record. Gene Ontology annotation, biological process: cytokine production; positive regulation of transcription by RNA polymerase II. The coding region runs from base 303 to 1280 and encodes 325 amino acids.